ACAUUUUCUCACUUCCGGUCGACCUGACGGAGGGAUCUUCCUGAAGUUGCGACAAGCUUCCUUAAUGCUGGUGAUGCGGUCAUUUUAAAGCGGGUUUUACCGAUAUUAUUUUCAAUAUUUUCAUCAAAUCUAUCCGAACAACAGCCUCCGUUGUGAGGUGACCAUUUUGAAUUCAGAGAAAAACGUCAACAGUUGAGUGUAGAUUUAAGCUAACAGCUAGCACCAUGUUUUGGGAAGAAUUGCUUUUCUCUCUGCUGGUCUGGCCUCAAGCUGCCUCCUCUUCCUCUGACUGAGCUGGAAACCUGAAAGGUGGAGGAAACUUCUCAGCUGAAGUCAAUGAGGCUCCCAGGUUCCUCUACAGGUUCUUCUGCAUCUCGUUUCUUCUAGCCUGCUAGCUCGUCAGCUAUGGCGGACAGCUUUGGAGAGGAGUACAGCGGCGGUGGCCACAGUUUAGGCGUUCCCGGACAGGGUGGCGGAGCUUUUCCGCUGCCGGCUUUGCCAGGGGGAUACCCUGCCGCUAGCGGAGCUCACCCUAGCCCCAACUCGGCCUCCCCCUCUCCCGCUACAACCCCAGCCGCGCCCGGUGGCCUGGCCGCUGUGGUGUCCCCGAUCUCCGCAGUUGCCUCUUCAGCCAUGGGCUUUGGGAACGCAUUCAGCUCCGGCCCUUCGCCACCAGUCCUGGCCGUGUCCCCCAUCGUUCACACGUCCUCCCCCCUGCCCGGUGUCGGCCAAGGGGUGGCGGGGCUGGCAGGAGGGGGGCUCCUGUCCCAGAUCCACGCCACUUCCUGGGACCCAACUCUGAGCGCAGACUGGGACAAUGAGAAGGCAUCCCAGACAUGCAUCCUGAGGAUCAAGAGUGUUUUUUAUUGUAGUACAUGGACCGGACCAGCUUGGAGUCCAGCUCAGAGCAUAUCCUCUGUCCUCAUAUCCAUUCAGUCCCUGAUGACGGAGAACCCGUAUCACAACGAGCCCGGCUUCGAGCAGGAGCGCCACCCAGGGGACAGUAAGAAUUACAACGAGUGCAUCCGCCAUGAAACCAUGAGGGUGGCUGUAUGCGACAUGCUGGAGGGCAAAGUUCCCUGUCCUGAGGCUCUGAGUAGCGUGAUGGAGAAGUCCUUCCUGGAGUACUACGACUUCUAUGAGGGCGUCUGCAAAGAGAGGCUGCAUCUGCAGGGUCAGAACAUGCAGGACCCAUUUGGGGAGAAGCGUGGUUGUUUCGAUUACCAGAGCCUGCUGGUUCGUCUCGGCGCCACUCACAGGCGAAUACGGGAAAAGAGCUUGGCGGAGGACACUCGCAACGACAACAACUCGGACUCGGAUACCAGCUCCUCUGAAACGGACCUGGACAGCCAGGGCAGCUCCCAGCCCUGACUCCACGCCGCCGGCCUUGGACUGAUUGGAUUCUUUAGUUUGCCUCUUUAUUUUCCUUUUAACUUUUCAGCGGCGCCAGCCGUCAUAUUCUAACGGUCCGUCAUCGUUCAUGGAUCCAGAGUUCAUUGCCGAGUUCUUCUCCUGUUGUGUGCUGACAGAAAGUUGGUCCACUGAGAAGGCCACGAGGGUUUAAUGUUUAACGCUUGUUUAGAGAUAAUCCGAUACCCUGAACUCGAUGUUCACUCGGAUUCUCCCAAAAAAAAUAAACCCAGUAAAACUUUAGAUUAGUUCCCAGAGGAAAUGGUGAUGUUAUCUGCCAGAGGAAAGGCCGACAGGUGAAACUUAUCCUACAAAACGUCACUGUGGCUUAAAUACGCCGCCGCAGCAGAAGUCUGCCAAUCCUUCAUGGCGUCUGCCGUCCUUCAUGGCGGCCUUGUUUUGGGUUUUAGAGGUGAGGAAGACCCUUAGCUGGAUUAAAGAUGUGGGCCGGUGAAAUGAUGUGCCUUGUCAUCGCUGCAGAAAAACGAUCUUUGGAUUUAAAAGCCGUGUUGAUGAAUCUGUGAAGCUCAGAUCUUUGCUGUUAACAAUAAAUCAGAAGCAGAUCAUCAGAUGUAGAUUGGAGCCGUUUUAACGUCUGGUUUUCCUCCGUGAUACCAGGAACAUUUCCUGAAUAUCACUGCUGGAAAACGUCUUUCCUGUCAUCCUGAUGCAUUUUUUUUUUUUUUGGCAUGUUUUUCACGAUCGAGUGUUUCAACGCGAACUGAUUCAAAUAUUGGUGGAAAAACGUGCAGUUUUUCAUUAAAGGCUUUUUGUUAACAGACGAUCCAAACCUUCACGUCUCUGUUUGUCCCAAAACACUCGAGACAAACGCCUUUCUCCCGUCACGCAUGGAGGAAACGCGGCUCCACAUCUCAGAAAAAAAAAGGUCUCACUUGGUGGUGGUGGUGUGAUGGUCUGGGGUUGUUUUUCUGGAAGACUUGUGGAACCAUGAAUCCUGCUGAAGGUCUGAAACAGGACGAUGAUCCACGAGGUACCAGCAGGUUAGCUUCUGAUAGCUGAAGGAGAAACAGCCUGGAACAGCCUAGUCCAAGUCCUGCCUGGAAUCCCAUAGAGAUGCUGCUGGGUGAUCUAAAAAGGCCUCCAAUGAUGCUGAGAUCCAGCAGAAAUGAUUGGUCCAGAACUCCAACCAGCUUUUAGGUUUAACUUCUCUCCUAAUCAACCUGCAUCCUGGAUGUUCCUUUAGUCUGAACUAGAUGACAUCACCAGUUUAAAGCUGCUUACGAAGCUCCCUGAAUCAAUUAUGGCACCUUACAGGUUUAUUAUGAUACGUUUCUGCAGUUUUCACUUUAUUUUUGCUCCAUUUCUUUAGCAUUUUGUAUUCUUAUAACAACACAGUGAGAAUGAUGCUGAAAAGGUAACGGAGUCGGGCACGUCAGCUGUUUCCCAGCUGAGGAAUAAAAAAAGAGGAAAAGUCAGAUCUAAUGAGAUUGGAGGUGUUGAGUAGUUUAUUAAAGUUGCAACGAAGAUGGAUGCAUGAAUAAGUCCUACCAGCAGAUGGCGGCGUACAGCAGCGCCCCAACAGACAGACAAUCUUCUGGGGCCAAAAACAUGUUUAUUGUUUUAUUAGAAUAUAAUAUACUGUAAAGAAAAUGCCCCAGAAAUCAAUCAGGAUGAAAGCGAACAUUUUUCACACCGCUGUAUGGUGUAGUAGAAUUCAUUUGUUAAUAAUCUUAGUUUUUUCCUACUGAGAUAGAAACCAAUAAUCCAGUUCUAUUGAUCGAAGAAGGUCAAUAGGAAAGAAAACACUGCUGGUGGACGAGCAUCCUGUUCAAAGCAAAAUAAUUCAUUUCAAACGGUGCAAACUGGACUUUUUAAUAGAAUGUUUAGAAAACAUUUAAAAAAGAAAUAUUAUUGACAGAAGUCCUUAAAGUUAAGAUUAUUUUAGAUUAAUUGAAAUGUGGUCCGGUUGAUCUGGUGGAUAUUUCUCCUUCGUUUCCCAGGAAAGUUAUUCACCAUCUCUUUCCCAUUUCUAUAGAGGAUUUAGCUAAUUCAAUUAUGACUUACGUCUCUAAAAAUCAAAAGAAACUUUGUGUUUUUCAUCAUAGGUUUAUUUUUCGGACUAGAAAAACAAAUAAUCUGAAGAAAUUAAAUCUUCCUAAAGAAAUUUGGACCCAUGAAGGAUUUAAUUUGGACAUGAAUUACUUGCAACUAAUGAUUCUUUUGAAAAUCCAUUAAUCUGUCAAUUAUUUUUAUGAUUAUUUGAUAAUCAGAUAGCAAAAGGUUCCUUAAAGAAGAUAUUUUUCUAAAAUUAAACCAGCUGAAACGGAAGUUUUCCACUUGAGGAGUUCCUGGUAGAACGGACGGGGAAAAAAAAAAUUAAAUCUGAAAUGCAAAUAUUUUAUUUUUUACAAUUUUAAUAUAAUUGCUGCUCUAAGUGGGUCGCUCUGUCAGCUAAAGACGCUACCAGAAAGAGCAGAGCCUUAGUGAUUGAACUAACAAAUAGAUAAAAUGAUGAAAAGGGGUCCCUAUGUCCUCCAGCAGUCUAAACCUAUAGCAGCACAAAUGCAAAACUUGCUAUAAUUCCUGCUUUAAGUGGGUCCCUCUCAGCUAAAGGACAUUGUUUCAGCCCUACCUGCAACUUUAAAUUUCUAUUCAAAUGAAACAGCUCUAAAGUUUUAAACACCUGAAAUAUGAAAAGGCUUACAUCUCUAAGAGGCAGAGGGAGAGAGAACAGCUUUCUUCUGAAGCACAAAAAUUAAUAUAUAUUCUAUUAAAUUCCUAUUUGUCUAAAUUAAAAGGAAAGAAUCGUUUAUUAAGCUUUUCUUUUUAUUAACUUUUGUUCCGUUUCCAUAGAAGUAGGAGGGAAUGAAUGAUGCUUCUGCAGCUUUGAGAAAUGGAAAAUGGCCUGAAGCUGAAGGUUUGCUAGCUGUAGUUUCCUGGUUGGAUUUAGACUGAAGUCAGACUUCAGGUUUAAAUAAUCAAGACAAACUCCGGAU
Cyprinodon variegatus (sheepshead minnow) is the source of this 4367-nucleotide messenger RNA. RefSeq names its product ubiquitin conjugating enzyme E2Z (gene ube2z). Gene Ontology annotation, cellular component: nucleus. NCBI's taxonomy places the organism in Eukaryota, Metazoa, Chordata, Actinopteri, Cyprinodontiformes, Cyprinodontidae. Bases 406 to 1371 code for a protein of 321 amino acids. The transcript has 5 exons. Gene Ontology annotation, molecular function: ubiquitin conjugating enzyme activity; cysteine-type endopeptidase inhibitor activity. Gene Ontology annotation, biological process: negative regulation of apoptotic process. The record is from RefSeq and is a predicted model, not a curated record.